Bufo gargarizans (Asiatic toad) is the source of this 2630-nucleotide messenger RNA. It is a transcript of the gene COL9A3, whose product is annotated as collagen type IX alpha 3 chain. NCBI's taxonomy places the organism in Eukaryota, Metazoa, Chordata, Amphibia, Anura, Bufonidae. The transcript has 32 exons. Bases 45 to 2075 code for a protein of 676 amino acids. The record is from RefSeq and is a predicted model, not a curated record.
GGACGGUGUAGAGCCAGCGGAGGGGCGAACGUUCUCUGGUCACCAUGGCAAGGUUCCCAACUAUUGGGUUCCUUUUUAUAAUCCACCUAGUGGCAUCGCAAGGGCAGAGAAUUGGACCACCAGGACCUCCAGGUCCACAGGGACCCCCUGGAACACUGGGCAAGGAUGGAAUAGAUGGUGAAGUCGGCCCCCCUGGUUUACCUGGACGCCCAGGUCCAAAAGGAGCCCCUGGAAAACCAGGUGAAGCUGGAAAACCAGGACUGUCUGGACUGCCAGGUAUUGAUGGACUGACUGGACCUGAUGGGAAACCUGGCCCUGAUGGACCACCAGGAGAACGGGGAAACAUUGGACCACCUGGGCCUGAUGGACCUGCAGGAAGAGGACCACCUGGACCUCCCGGUCUUGCUGGACCAAGUGGUUUACCAGGCGGUAAAGGGCCCCAAGGUCCUGCGGGACCUUCUGGCCCACCUGGACUUCCUGGGCCUCCAGGACCACCAGGCCCUCCAGGUAUUCCUGGAGUUGUUCCUGAUAGCAAUGGAGACCUCCAGUGUCCAGCUGUUUGCCCACCAGGACCUCCUGGUCCCCCAGGAAUGCCAGGUUUUAAGGGACACACAGGACACAAAGGAGAACGAGGGGAACUUGGAAAAGAUGGUCAGAAGGGCGAUGCGGGUCCUCCUGGGCCAGCGGGAAUCCCUGGCAGUGUGGGCUUACAGGGCCCAAGAGGUGCAAGGGGCCUAGUUGGACCUCAGGGACCUGCAGGAGACAGGGGACCCAAUGGAUUUAGAGGACCCCCUGGUCCUCCAGGACCCCCUGGGAAAGCUGGGGAUCAAGGCGUAGGAGGACCUCAGGGAUAUCCUGGACCUAAAGGUGACUCUGGAAAAGCUGGUCCCAAGGGGAUGCCAGGUGGUCCAGGUCCCAUAGGAGAGCCAGGAAUGCCAGGGAAGGAUGGGCGUGACGGGACCUCUGGCCUGGACGGUGAGAAGGGUGAUCGUGGAAGGCCAGGAGUUCCUGGUGAGAAGGGGCCAAAUGGACUCCCAGGGCUUCCUGGCAAAGCUGGAACUAAGGGAGAGAAAGGUCAACUGGGCGCCCAUGGAGAACUAGGAGAAGCCGGCCCCUCUGGAGAGCCAGGUAUUCCCGGUGAAGCUGGACCUCCAGGAGAAAGAGGAGUGGCUGGACCCAGAGGAGGAUCUGGUGGUGUCGGUCUCCCAGGACCAAUUGGUACUCCCGGAGUGCGUGGCUUCCAGGGCCCAAAAGGCAACAUUGGUGACCCCGGCUUACCUGGACCUACUGGAAUCCGUGGUGGAUUUGGAGAACGGGGUCCUGUUGGAGCUGCUGGCCCCAAAGGCGACCAGGGCAUUGCGGGUUCUGAUGGACUUCCAGGUGAAAAGGGGGAGAUGGGGCCAUUUGGACCAGUUGGACAGAAAGGAGAGCCAGGACUGAGAGGUGAACCCGGCCCCAAAGGUAUUUCUGGACCGAAUGGAACAUCUGGCAUACCAGGAAUCCCUGGCCCACCAGGUCCAAUGGGUUUCCAAGGAGAACAAGGAGUUCCUGGCAUCACAGGAAAACCUGGUGUCCCUGGCAGGCUGUCAAGUGAGCAGCAUAUCCGGGAAUUGUGCGGUGGAAUGAUCAAUGAUCAAAUUGCCCAGCUAGCAGCUAAUUUAAGAAGACCCUUGGCUCCAGGGUUGGUCGGUCGACCAGGACCCGCUGGGCCACCCGGACCUCAAGGUACUCCUGGACGUGUAGGACAUCCUGGUAGUCGUGGACCUCCAGGAUACAGAGGGCCAACUGGAGAUUUGGGAGCUCCAGGUUUCAGAGGCAAUCAAGGUGACAAAGGAGACAAAGGACAAGGUGGACGAGGUAUUGAUGGACCAUUUGGUGAUCAAGGAGAGCAAGGUGCACAAGGAGUACCCGGAACAAGCAGAGAUGGUCGGGAUGGUGCUCAUGGUGAGCCUGGUUACCCUGGUGAGCCUGGAAGAUCUGGUACAGUAGGAGCUCAAGGAACUCCAGGAAUAUGUGACACAUCCGCUUGCCAAGGUGCAGUUGCUGCAGUAAAAUCUGGUUCCAAAAAGUCAUAAAGACCACAAUGAACAUAGAGAACUGUCUAUUUAAUACAGCACCCUGCUGUAUGGAAGACCUUCCCUUUGAAGACCUUCAGGGAGGUAGACCUUCACAAACACCAAGAAUGGAGCCAUGCAUCAGCUCCACCAAUACUGGAGAACAUCUGAAUUAAAGUAUUCUAAACAAUUGUUAUUUUUAAGUUCACUAUUACCCUUUCUUACCUUUCUGGAACCCCCUCUUCUUCCUCAUCCUUCCUUGUGGCCAUAUUUCCUUGGUACGCUGCUCACCCUUUAUGUCAGGUUCUAAGCUGUCCACCCAGCAUUCUGAAACCAAGAAAACCCAUCCCUCUUGCAGUCAAGCCUCGCUAGAGGUAAGUGUACAUAGAAAAUUCCAUGGGAGACCAAUCUGUUCCAUUUUUCCAUCUUGAGAACCCUACUCCACCAUCUGCAGUGUGACUGAGAUAUGUUGUAAUCAAACAAUCCCAGAGAUCUAGACAAGUACUGUACAAUGUGUUGUAAAAAUAAAAAGUCCGUUUUUUAAGUCAUGUGCAAAUGAUGUCCUGUUUUAGCACA